Molecule: messenger RNA, 1200 nt
Organism: Capsella rubella
Lineage: Eukaryota; Viridiplantae; Streptophyta; Magnoliopsida; Brassicales; Brassicaceae
Product: diphthine methyltransferase homolog
Exons: 2
Coding region: 57-1085 (342 amino acids)
Molecular function (GO): protein binding
Source: RefSeq, a predicted model, not a curated record
GUUUUGUUUUCGCCGCGGGGAAAAAAAAUCGGUAGAGACUAGAGAGAGUCGUCGUCAUGGACGCAGCAUAUUGCUAUCUCGAAGGAAACGCCGACGCCGUAGAAUUUUGUCCUCACGAGCCUUACGAAAACUUGCUUGCAGCUUCUACUUACACACUCCAAGAAGGAGACCGUCCCUCUCGAUCUGGGUCUGUGUAUCUAUUUGACGUCGGAGAUGAGGAAGAUGUUGGCUUGAAUCUUCUUCGGAAGAUUGACACCGCCGGAGUUUUCGAUAUCCGGUGGAGCCGCAGCGGUGAUGGAAGCAGAAACGUGGCGCUUGCUCAGGCUGAUGCUGGUGGAUGCUUGAGAGUUUACGAGAUCCAUAAGACUGAAGUUGAAGGUUACUAUCUGAGAGAAGUCUCUGGUGAAAAGAUAAGCUCAUCAAUGUGUCUUUGUUUGGAUUGGAAUCCGUCAUCAACAUCAAUCGUAGUUGGUUUAUCAGAUGGCUCUGCUUCAGUUGUUUCGUUCACUGAUUCUAAUCUAGAAACAGUCCAAGAAUGGAAAGGGCAUGACUUUGAGGUUUGGACGGCCUCAUUCGAUCUCAACAAUCCUAAUUUGGUCUAUACUGGAUCAGAUGAUUGCAAGUUCAGUUGUUGGGAUAUCAGAGAAAAUCCGGCGGACAGUAGUGUUUUUGAGAAUUCCAAAGUUCAUACAAUGGGUGUUUGCUGCAUUUCCCCAAAUCCAAGUGAUCCUUACUCUAUAUUCACUGGAAGUUAUGAUGAAACACUUAGAGUCUGGGACACGAGGUCAGUUUCGAGACCUGUGAACGUAACAUCAUUGUCUCUAGGUGGAGGAGUGUGGAGAAUCAAGCAUCAUCCUUCUCUGAGUGGUGUUGUGUUGGCGGCUUGUAUGCACAACGGUUUCGCUGUAGUGAAGGUUAGUGAUGAGAAAGGUGAAGUGUUGGAGAGUUAUAACAAGCAUCAUUCUCUUGCUUAUGGAGCAGAUUGGUACAGAGGGAAACUUCAGAAGCAAAGCGUUGUGGCAACUUGUUCGUUCUAUGAUCGGCUUCUUCGAUUAUGGAUGCCAAAAACUAGAUUUGAGCUCUGAAGUUGAGAUAUCACAUUGAUUGUUGUUUCCUAGAUUGUCGAAUUUCCAAUUGCUAUGUUUUCAAUGAGAGCUUCAUGAUUGGAUUUGGUAUAAUCAGAACAUAGUCCUUAAUUUA